AUGAGCGACCGAGCGGUUUCAGCAGUAGAGGAGGAGGUCGAUUACGAGGGUCUCGGAGGCAAUGUCCCACUGCAUAUCAACAUGAUUGCGGGCUCGUUGGCAGGUAUCAGUGAGCACGCCGUCAUGUUCCCAGUCGAUGUCAUCCGUACCCGAAUGCAGGUACUCUCCGCCACACCGGCUGCCACUUACACUGGUGUUGUUCAGGCAUUCAACCGAAUCAGCACUUUGGAAGGCGCACGAACGCUUUGGCGUGGUGUUGCCAGUGUUAUCAUGGGCGCAGGUCCUGCGCAUGCAGUCUACUUUGGAACCUACGAGACAGUCAAGGAGGCAACGGGCGGGAAUCGCGAGGGGCACCAGUUCGCAAGCACAGCCUUUGCAGGAGCAUCAGCUACCAUCGCCGCCGACGCCUUCAUGAACCCUUUCGAUGUAAUCAAGCAGCGCAUGCAGAUGCACGGCUCGCAACACCGCACCGUCAUGCAAUGCGCCUCCACCGUCUACAAGCAGGAAGGUCUACGGGCAUUCUACGUCUCAUAUCCCACCACACUCACCAUGACUGUCCCCUUCACCGCCGUUCAGUUCUCAGUGUACGAAUGGGCCAAGAAAGUUCUCAACCCAUCCGAGACAUACUCUCCAAUGACCCACGUCUCUGCAGGUGCCUUCUCCGGUGCCGUAGCCGCUGCCGUCACCAACCCCCUCGACGUAGCAAAGACAUUGCUACAGACACGAGGCAGCAGUACCGAUCCACAGAUUCGCAACGCAUCCGGCAUGCUUGAGGCAUUCAAGAUCAUCAACGCUCGCGAAGGACUCAAAGGUUUCGCACGUGGUCUCUCACCGCGCGUGCUUACAUUCAUGCCUUCCAACGCUCUCUGCUGGUUGUCGUACGAAGGUUUCCGAUUCUUCCUCAACGAGCAGAGCAAGGCUUCCGUCUAA
Messenger RNA from Ustilago hordei, 930 nucleotides. Its product is annotated as putative MRS4 - Protein of the mitochondrial carrier family (MCF). Lineage: Eukaryota; Fungi; Basidiomycota; Ustilaginomycetes; Ustilaginales; Ustilaginaceae. The transcript has a single exon. Gene Ontology annotation, cellular component: mitochondrial membrane. Bases 1 to 930 code for a protein of 309 amino acids. Gene Ontology annotation, biological process: iron import into the mitochondrion. Gene Ontology annotation, molecular function: ferrous iron transmembrane transporter activity. The record is from RefSeq and is a predicted model, not a curated record.